Molecule: messenger RNA, 1592 nt
Organism: Ceratosolen solmsi marchali
Lineage: Eukaryota; Metazoa; Arthropoda; Insecta; Hymenoptera; Agaonidae
Product: Cytochrome P450 4c3
Exons: 11
Coding region: 1-1560 (519 amino acids)
Molecular function (GO): oxidoreductase activity, acting on paired donors, with incorporation or reduction of molecular oxygen; iron ion binding; monooxygenase activity
Source: RefSeq, a predicted model, not a curated record
AUGUUGAUCUGCUUGGUCGGUAAAUGGUUGCCACGGGAAAUCGAUGUGAAGAAAUUGAACAUAGUAUUUGUGAUUUUAAUUGUGAUCUGUGGCUGGUUAGUAUUCAGAUGGUGGCGAGUCCAGAGACGCUGCCUGAAGCAUCUGGCGGAAAUUCCUGGUCCAUUUGCUCUUCCAUUAAUUGGAAAUUUAGCGCAGGUCAAUGUUGAUCACGAUGAAUUAUUCAGUCGCAUCGUGGGCAUGAGAUUGAUGUGGGGGACACGAGACGGCAUCAAUAAAGCGUGGCUCGGGCAAAAACCUUACGUAUUUUUAAGCAAAGCAUGUACUGUCGAGCCGAUCAUAGCCAGCAGCCGACACGUAGAUAAAAGUUACGACUAUCAAUUUCUCCAGCCUUGGCUUGGCACAGGACUGUUGACUAGUUCCGGGGCGAAGUGGCGCUCUCGACGCAAGAUCCUGACGCCAACGUUCCACUUCAACAUCCUCGAGGGCUUCGUGCAGGUCUUCGGCGAGCAGACGGAGGUCCUGGUGAGAAAAAUGGGUGCCGAGCUCGGCAAGCCCUCGUUCAACGUCUUCCCCUACGUGACCCUCUGCACCCUCGACAUAAUCUGCGAGACGGCGAUGGGACAGCGUAUCUCGGCGCAGAGCCACUCGGACAGCGAUUACGUACGAGCAGUCUAUGAUAUAGGAAGCAUAAUCCAGACACGACAGGCAAGUUUGUUUUAUCAGUCAAAUAUCUUCUUUCGAUUUUCUUCAUUGUACAAAAAGCACCAACAAUGCAUUCGGACAUUGCAUGAUUUUUCGAACAAGGUUAUAACGGAAAGACGGAAAGAAAUUCUAGAAAAUGCUGAAGAUGCAGAUAGAAACGAAGUGACCAAGAGGUUAGCAUUCUUAGAUUUACUUAUCAAAGUUUCUGAAAAUGGAUCCGUUCUGUCGGAUACUGAUAUUAGAGAAGAAGUUGAUACAUUUAUGUUCGAGGGUCACGAUACGACAUCAUCUGCGGUAUGUUGGACAUUAUAUUUGCUCGGAUGUCAUCCAGAAUUUCAGCACAAAGUAUUUAAUGAAUUAGAUAGUAUAUUUUCCGAAGGAAUAUAUGAUAGAAGACCUACAUUGCGCGACCUCAAAGGCAUGAAGUAUUUGGAUAAAUGUAUUAAGGAAGCUCUACGCUUAUAUCCUAGUGUACCAAUUUUAGGAAGAAAAGUAUCAAAAGAUAUUCAAAUAGGCAAAUAUACAGUGCCUAAAGGAACCACAGCUCUAGUCGUUCUUCCAGUUCUGCAUCGAGAUCCAGAAGUUUUUCAAAAUCCAGAAAAAUAUGAUCCAGAAAGAUUUUCAUAUGAAAACACGAUUGGACGUCAUCCUUAUGCAUAUAUUCCAUUCAGUGCAGGACCCAGAAAUUGUAUAGGUCAGAAAUUUGCAUUAUUAGAAGAAAAAGUACUAAUUUCAGGAGUAUUGAGAAAAUACAGAUUGGAAGCAACGGAACGUCGCGAAGAUAUCACAACGACAGCCGAACUUGUCAUUCGUGCGAAAAAUGGUCUUCAUAUAAGAAUUCACCCGCGAUUCACUUAAAUAAUUAUAAUAAUUUUAUUUAUUUUGUUUGA